Molecule: messenger RNA, 962 nt
Organism: Habropoda laboriosa
Lineage: Eukaryota; Metazoa; Arthropoda; Insecta; Hymenoptera; Apidae
Gene: JHBP-1
Product: protein takeout-like
Exons: 6
Coding region: 56-817 (253 amino acids)
Source: RefSeq, a predicted model, not a curated record
GUUUCCAACGGGGGAAGGAAGAACAAGUUGUCGUUAAACGGAACUAACCAAUAACAUGGAGAAGACGUCGAUAAUUGGGACGUUCGUCAUGGUGACCACGCUGGCGAUGGUCAUUGCUGUGGAUCUACCGAACAACUGGAGGAUAUGCGACAGAUCGCUUCCGUUGGAUCGGUACAGCAAGUGCGUCUCAGACUCGGCUAGAGAUGCUAUUGUUUCAUUGGCUGGAGGUUUGAAGAGCUUCAAGAUUCUACCGAUUGAGCCAUUGGCCGUGGACAGCGUGAAAAUUGGCGAGUCUCAAGGAUCGGUCACAUUGAGGCAGGAAUAUCGGAAUAUUAAGUUGCACGGUUUGACGAAGAACCUCGAGGUGAAGAAUUACAACAUCGACUUGGACAAGUGUCUAUUGACGUCGGAUUCGUUCAAUCCGCAAGUGGACUUCGUCGCCGAUUACAAAGUCGAUGGCAGAGUGUUGCUAUUACCUGUCAGAGGAUCCGGAAAAUCGAACAUCACUAUGUAUGACUUGAAGUCGCACAACGAUAUAUACUGCGAGAAGUACGAGAAGAACGGGGAAACCUAUUUUAAAGUGAAGAAGUUCAUUGUGAAAUUCAACCCUGCUCGUGUGACUCUGCGAUUCGAGAAUCUUUUCGACGGCGACACUGUCCUAGGGGAACAAAUGAACCGUUUCAUCAAUGAAAACUCAGAUCUGCUCUUCAAGGAACUCCAAGCACCCUACGAAGAAACGUUUGGACUAGUGUUCGCUUCGAUCAGUAACAAUAUCUUCAGUCGCGUGCCAUUUAACAAAAUUUUCCCACCACCGUAAAUUAAUUUUCAUCGUCGAGAAAUUUUCAUAAGAGAAUAAGGACAAAAGUUUCCAGGACGUGCCAAAAAUUUGUACAUAGCAUUCGUGCGUGAAAUUGACGUCAGCGCCACCUAUUCACUCACGUUGUUACAGCACAAUAAUGUAG